Molecule: messenger RNA, 1554 nt
Organism: Rotaria sp. Silwood1
Lineage: Eukaryota; Metazoa; Rotifera; Eurotatoria; Philodinida; Philodinidae
Source: the annotation of a GenBank genome assembly
AUGAAUCGACAACGACAGCGACAAAUGGCUGAAAAUUAUCUAAUGAUCUGGGUUGACGGUAAUAUCAACAUGGAAAACGAAGAUUGCCAAAACAUACUCGCGCAAUUGCGUGGUGUUGUUAAUGACGUGAACCCAUGCACCACGGCCGAACAAUGUAUUGAGACCCUUCAAGACAAUAGUGAGGAGACAUCAUUUGUCAUCUCCUCUGGUGCACUUGGCCAACAUCUUGUACCGGAUAUUCAUGGCAUGCCAAGAUUAGAUGGCAUUUAUAUCUUCUGUGGUAACAAACAACGCCAUCAAGAAUGGGCCAAAAAUUGGCCAAAAAUUAAAGGCGUUCAUACCACAAUCAAAAGUAUCUGUGAAAAACUGGCAGUAGCCGUCAAGCAAUGUAAUCAAGAUCAGGUAACUGUCAGUAUUAUUGGCGUCAAUGAAGGAGGUUCUAGCGAAGAUCUCAAUCGGCUAGAACCAUCCUUCAUGUAUACACAAAUUUUCAAGGAAAUACUCCUUGAUAUGAAGCAUGGUCAACAAGCCAUUAAAGAUUUGGUCACGUUUUGUCAAGAACAAUACAAAGACAAUCCCCAAGAACUCAAAUUUAUUCAAGAAUUCGAACGUACUUAUCGUCCAUCAAAGGCCAUUUGGUGGUAUACCCGCCAAUGCUUUACAUACAAAAUGCUUAAUCGAGCAUUACGAACGCUCGAUGGUGACAUAAUCAUUAGAAUGGGAUUUUAUUUAUGUCAUGUCCAUCGACAAAUUGAAGAUUUACAUAGCAAGCAAAUCGAUCAAUAUCAUGGUAAGACAUUUUUACUUUAUCGGGGUCAAGGAUUCCUAACGGCAGAUUUCGAAAAAAUCACUAAAAACAAAGGUGGACUUAUUUCGUUCAAUAAUUUUUUAUCCACCAGUAAAAAUCGAGAUGUGUCCCUCGGUUUCGCCUAUGGUGCCUUAGGAACAACAGCUAUGGUCGGUGUUCUUUUCCAAAUGGCCAUCGAUUCCACAGAGUCAUCGACUCCAUUCGCUUCGAUUCGAGAGCUGAGUGAUUUCGCACAAGAAGAUGAAAUUCUCUUCUCGAUGCACACAGUUUUUCGAAUUGGUAAAGUUCGAAAAAUUGACAAAAAUAGUCCACUUUAUGAAGUGGAUCUUAAACUUACAGCAGAUGAUGAUCAACAACUACGUCGAUUAACCAAAAGUAUAGCAGAAGAGAUCGGUGGCAGUGGGUGGUAUCGCUUAGGUCAAUUGCUGCUAAAAAUAGGUCAAUUUGACAAGGCCGAAGAAUUGUAUACCACAUUACUCGAACAGGCAUCGGACGACAGUGAUAAAGCACAUAUCUAUCAUAUGCUUGGCAUGAUGAAAAAUGACCAAGGACAAUACAAAGAAGCAGCUUCAUAUUAUGAGACAUCUCUCAAAAUCUACCGAAAAACUCUCCCAGAAGAUCAUCCUUCAUUGGCUGCUACCUACAACAAUAUCGGUCUCGCAUAUAACUACUUGGGUGAAUAUCCGAAAGCACUUGAAUUUUACGAAAAAACAAUUAAAAUAAAUGAAAAGGUUCUAUCCCCGAAC